Molecule: messenger RNA, 4557 nt
Organism: Oryzias latipes (Japanese medaka)
Lineage: Eukaryota; Metazoa; Chordata; Actinopteri; Beloniformes; Adrianichthyidae
Gene: bmal1a
Product: basic helix-loop-helix ARNT like 1a
Biological process (GO): regulation of DNA-templated transcription
Cellular component (GO): transcription regulator complex; nucleus; cytoplasm
Molecular function (GO): DNA-binding transcription factor activity; protein dimerization activity
Source: RefSeq, a predicted model, not a curated record
ACUCCUUGAAUUAUGUUCAGUUUUUAUCUUCUGUCCACCUGAUGUAUCCGUAAUUCUGUUAAAUUAGUUGACAUUUCAUGUGUGAUUUUUUUAUCUUUCUUUGUUUUAUUUUAUUUUUUUUGGCUCGGGACCAGUAAGUGUUACGAGCGUACUUGCUCUCGGCUUGGUUCAGUCUUUUCCUUUUCACACACACAGACGCACACAUAACUGGCCCCUGCAUUCCUAGGCUAAUUCUCCUCUCAUUGGUCAAUCAGCACGUCAAUCAUGGUUCUCCAGACUAAGCUUGCGUUUGAUUGGUCGGAGGAAUACCCAGUGCCAAUGAGCAAACGCUAUUGGCUGAAAAACUAGGUUAGUGGUCCGACAGGCAUGACGGUGAAAAGAAAGUGGGUCACCGAUUGAAAAUCGUUUAUGUCACAGUUCUUCUGUGUGUCUCUACUGCUUUCUCACCGGCGGCUGUCCAUGGAUCCACGGGUCACUCCGGGCGGUCUAGGAGGACCGGUCACUGCAGCUGCUUAAAGAUCGAAUGACACCGGGUCGAGCUGAACCAAACCAAACUGAAACCAGAUCGGAACGGAGCCCACUAGGCCGGUCCAGACAAUAUCAGGCCAGUCCAGGACGCCUUCUCCAGUUUCCUAUCCAGUUCUGGGCUUGAGGGUGAAUGGAAGGAGAUGACUUUAACACUGACGAUAUGAUAAACAUCUGUGAUGACCUGAUGGCCGACCAGCGGAUGGACAUCUCGUCUACCAUUACUGACUUCAUGUCUCCAGGCUCCACUGACCUCAUCUCCAGCUCCAUCAGCACGCCUGGCAUGGACUACACCCGCAAGAGGAAAGGCAGCACCACCGACUACCAAAUCGAUGGCUUUUCCUUUGACAGUGACAUGGACCCAGAGAAGGAUAAACUAGGAAGUGACCAGCAGGGCAGGAUUAAAAAUGCCAGAGAAGCUCACAGUCAGAUCGAGAAACGGCGCAGGGACAAGAUGAACAGCUUUAUCGAUGAGCUGGCGUCACUGGUGCCAACGUGCAACGCCAUGUCCCGCAAGUUGGACAAGCUCACCGUGCUGCGGAUGGCGGUGCAACACAUGAAGACGCUCAGAGGUGCAGCCAACCCGUACACAGAAGCAAACUACAAGCCGGCCUUCCUUUCAGACGAUGAACUGAAGCAUUUAAUACUGAGGGCAGCUGAUGGCUUCCUGUUUGUCGUGGGCUGCGAUCGCGGAAAGAUCCUCUUUGUUUCCGAAUCUGUGUUCAAGAUCCUCAACUACAGCCAGAACGACCUGAUAGGUCAGAGCCUGUUCGACUACCUGCAUCCCAAGGACAUUGCCAAAGUCAAAGAGCAGUUGUCGUCCUCAGACACGGCCCCCCGAGAGAGGCUCAUCGACGCAAAAACUGGACUUCCUGUGAAGACAGACAUCACCCCGGGUCCAUCUCGACUGUGCUCCGGAGCCAGACGGUCCUUUUUCUGCAGAAUGAAGUGCAACCGGCCGUCGGUCAAAGUGGAGGAUAAAGACUUCCCCUCCACCUGCUCCAAGAAAAAAGCUGACCGUAAGAGCUUCUGCACCAUCCACAGCACGGGCUACCUCAAGAGCUGGCCCCCCACAAAGAUGGGGCUGGACGAGGACAACGAGCCGGACAACGAGGGCUGCAACCUCAGCUGCCUGGUGGCCAUCGGCCGCCUUCACCCCCACAUCGUCCCCCAGCCGAGCCCCGCCGACAUCCGAGUGAAGCCCACCGAGUAUGUCUCGCGGCACGCCAUCGACGGGAAGUUCGUCUUUGUGGACCAGAGAGCCACAGCUAUCCUGGCUUACCUGCCCCAGGAGCUGCUUGGAACCUCCUUCUACGAGUACUUCCAUCAGGACGACAUCAACCACCUGGCCGAGUGUCACAGACAAGUGCUGCAGAUGAGGGAGAAGAUCAACACCAACUGUUACAAGUUCAAAAUCAAAGACGGCUCCUUCAUCACGUUGAGAAGCAGAUGGUUCAGCUUCAUGAACCCCUGGACCAAGGAGGUGGAGUACAUCGUCUCUACCAACACCAUUGUUUCGUGUCCCAUGAUGGAGGGAUCAGAUUACCCUCAGUCUGCUGCCUCCCCACAGAGUAUGGAGAGUGUCCUGAUCUCAGAAGGUGAGGGAAAACGUGGACGUUUUUCAGGACAAACCCUAGCGGCUGCUGAUUCAUCACUAACCUCCUUGUGCUGGUUGGCAGGUGGGGGUCGGAGGGCGCUGCCAACUGUGCCCGGCAUUCCCGGGGGAACGAGGGCAGGAGCUGGGAAGAUCGGCCGCAUGAUAGCGGAGGAAGUGAUGGAGUUCCAAAAGAUUCGAGGCUCGUCCCCCUCCAGCUGUGGCUCCAGCCCUCUGAAUAAGACCAGCACCCCUCCUCCUGACUCCUGUUCCCCCGGGGGCAAGAAGAUCCAGAACGGCGGUACCCCCGAGCUGCCGAGCACGGGGAUCAUUCCUGGACCGGAUUCUGUCGGCUACCCGUACUCCAACCAGUCCAUCAUGAGUGACAACUCCCACCUGAGUUUAGACAUCAUGGAUGAGCCCGGCUCCAGCAGCCCCAGCAACGACGAGGCGGCCAUGGCGGUCAUCAUGUCCCUGCUGGAGGCGGACGCCGGCCUGGGGGGCCCUGUGGACUUCAGCGACCUGCCCUGGCCUUUGUGAGGAAGGCAGAGAGAAGAAGCCGAGCCGCUGAAGGAGUGUCCUGCCCCCUCUGCACACAGCUACACUGCAGAAAAGCCCCACUGUCACCCCACCAGUCUGUAAAUACGAAAGAUUUGUACAGGGAUGAGAGAGGGGAGCAUCUCUCAGAGAGCCUGGAUCCGGCCGGACGGCUUUUUAGAUUUCGCUCUGACUUUUUAUUCAUCAUUCCUCGUAGGUGGACCUGAAUUUUCUAGGAGUUCCUGCUGCAGACCAGCUCUCAUCCUUGCAGUGUCGCUUUAACACCAGAGCCGUGGUGCUAACAGAACCCUGGCAGUGGGCCCGGCGUUCCGGGUCUGCGGCAGGCUCCUGAGGUGUUCUGGAAGCUGAAUCCCGCCGUCUCCUCUGCAUUUUAGCGUAGACUCAGGCUAAGGCUGCCGCCGUCCUCUGGAGCUCUGUGUGGAACGUUCUCCAGAGUGGAGGUCUUUCUGUCAGAAGAAGCCACAGAGCUGCUGUUCCCUCGUCAAACUACUUUCCCAUUUGCUCCUAACGGCACUACACGUCAUCCUCCUGGAACCAGAUUCCCAGGAGCGGAUGCUCUUUCUGAGUCUGCUGGCAGCCUGCAGUGCACCUGCUGGAGCUUUAGGAGGAGCAUUCUGGUCUAGAACCUCAUCAGAUUGAACUCGCUGAGAACAUUUGUCACCUGGAGUUCUGUCUCUCUGUCUUGGAUCUCUGUUCUCUCGGUCGGGUUCUGGCGUCUGAAGGCCUUCAUCUGGAGGAACUGGGAUCUUUUGUUUUUACGAAGUUUCAGAAAAAAAAUCUGGAUUUAUUCUUAAAAUCAGAACAAGCUUGAAAAGUUUGUUGGGGGGGGGGGGGGGGGGGGGGGGGUGCUGCAUUUCUCUACAGAAAGCUGCUGUUCUGCCACAGCAGAUCCUCGUUGCACCCCCCCCCCCCCCAUCCUGGAGGAUGAGGAAUAUCCUUGAACACUUCUCCGACCUCACUGCUCCUCUGGGAGGAGGUGCUUCACUGCUGCCUGUCAGAGGCCACGCCUCCUACUCUUAAGCCCCUCCCUCCUCGCUGCACUUCAGGCUGUCGGCUCCUCGGGAUGGGACUGCUGAUGCCUCAUCUUCCUCAGAAAACUUAAGAAAUGAUCCCACAGUUUCAGCACUUCUGAAUGAGCAGAUGUUUAAGCUGGGGGUGGGGGGGGUAACAGCUGGGGGGUUGGCAGCUGCACAUAUGCUUCUCUCAGGAGAAACAUGUUCUUGAUGAUGAUGAUGAUGAUGAUGAUGAUGGGCGGGAUCUUCACCUCACCAGCUCUGUUGAUUUGCUUUGGAGAGAAUGUUGGGGGGAGGGGGAGCGGAAGCAAUUGGAUGUCAAAAUAAAAGCUUUACAGCAAAAUGUGGAAAAAUGAAAAAAUAGCUUUUAGAUAUUAAAGAGAAAAGUCUAAAGAGAAAAGCUGAUUUGACAGACUCUAAAACCCUCGUCUUCAGAGAUCUGAGGCUGAGCAUCAAAGCCAUUUACGGCCGUGUGAUCAAGACUUUCCUUAAGGUGGAAUUUUUCUAGCUAUUUGAAACCUGCGGUCCUGCAGGGGAAUUCUGGUCCAGUUCUGGUCCAGGCCUAGCCAGAACCCACGUUUGGCCCACUUUCCCAGUUGCUGGCUCAAGCCCCGCCCCUUUCCCCCACAUUCGUCCAGUCAGGCAGCAGCUGCUGAGGUCCUUCUGUUCUUGUGGGUUUCUGUUUCUGCACACUACAAUAGUGUUCUCCUUGUUGAUGCCCCCCCCUCCAAAAAAGAAAUAAUGUAUCAAAUCUAUAAAUAUUAUCAUGUGAAGAGUAUACUUUAUGCAAAUAUAUGAGUAUGAUGAGUGUAUUGUAUGUAUCAGCAGUGAAAUAUUUUUCAAAUAAAAUUAUUUGUUUCUGUCGUU